Molecule: messenger RNA, 3537 nt
Organism: Penicillium samsonianum
Lineage: Eukaryota; Fungi; Ascomycota; Eurotiomycetes; Eurotiales; Aspergillaceae
Exons: 5
Coding region: 1-3537 (1178 amino acids)
Source: RefSeq, a predicted model, not a curated record
AUGUCUGCCGAUGACCCAUUCUCCUUUCUGCCCGCGGAGCAGCCCAAACCCGCGAAGAAACCCCAUUGGAAAAAUAAACUGUUCUCCAAGGAUAAGAAUAAGGCUGCGUCGCAUCAACAUCAAGAAAUCGCAGACUUCCUGAGCUCUCGCACCCCGGAAUCAACUCCAGCUCCCCCGCCUAUCGACGCAAGAUACAUUCCUCCGCAAAACGUUGCCCACCGCUUUCCUUCCUCACAAGAUAUCUCUGGAUACCCUCCCUCCAAGCCAGUGCCUGUGCCGGCGCCAGCGCCAGCGUCAGCGCCAGCUUUGCCUCACGAGAACUAUGUCCCUUUCAAUUUCUCAGACCUAUCUCCUAGCGUGCCCGCCCCCGCUCCUGCCUCUGCCAAGCCCGGUGGGCGCAAAGGCAAAGGGCUGCGGGUGGGUUUCAGCCCGCAAACCCCAGAAGUGAUUGGCGAGGGAGGCGAUGAGACGGAGUCGCCAACUAUUGAGAUUUCGCGGGCUCGUGAAAGGUCGGACAGCAGGGGAACCCAGUCUGGCAAUAUCCCUGCGUCCCCCUCAGACCCUUCGCGAUCGCAUCUGCCAAAUCUGCGACUUGACACAUCGCUGGGCGAUGGCAAUGGGCGAUCCCGACAGGCGGCUUAUUCGCCUCAGCGUGAUAAAUCGGACUGGAAACCCCCGCUGAUGCAAAAUCCUCAGGAUGCAGACUUCCUGAGUACAUUGCCUUUGAGCGACAGCAGCUCUCGAUUGUCGUUCCGUGGCGAUACCGAGGCGAGCUCGUUCGCACAACGCGUCCGCGACAAGAUGCAAGCGGAGGAAGGUCGCGCAUUGCACCAUCGCUAUGAGGAAGAUCCAUUGUCUCCUGGAGCCGAAGACGAUGGUUUCUCAACUCCCCCCAGCCCUCCCAGCCCUUCUAGCCCGGAACCGCCCAUCAAAGCUUACAAUCCUGAAUCGGUCCACGAAAUAGCCCAAACGCCGGGACUUCCGCUUGCGCCGUCAAUCUCUCUGUCAAUGAGGUCUAUUGUCGAUUCGAUCCGGAACCCCCCAAGCCCCUCAACGCAACGUGCACCAUCGAAUCUCAGUCCCAUUGACCCACGAAUGCCCGCAAAUCUCAUCCCAGGUAGCCCCGGCAAGGUUUCACCAACACUGGCCAAACCGCCACUCCAGGACCUGCCUGCAUCAAACCAGAAAUCUCCGAGUCGCGAAGGUCAAGAGCCGCCACGCAGCGCCCAACCCCCCAAGUUCUCACUUCGAAAUAUUGCCAACCAAGUUGGCGAUACCGCAUUUUCUGAAUUCAAAGAGUACAAUGCACAAUAUGAGAGUUCUAUUAAACUCGCAGCAGAGGAUGUUAAGCCAUUGAUAGAAACAUCGCUAGCAGAAUGGAUUCGGGCUGCGGUUUGGUGGUUUUUGCGAGGAAAGACACGAUUGGAAGCAUAUGCCCGUUCCCGUUCGACACUGCCACCUACUUACGCCAAGCAAGCUGUGAUCGAUCUUGGAAAGGCAUUAUGGAUAAAUGAAAACGUUGUGCCCAGUCAUCAUGAACUCUCUCGAUACGGUGCCAUGGGCGUUGACGCCCUACUGGCCGUUGCGAGUACCACCGGCGACAAGGAGUUGGCUGAUAUUCUGAGUAUACAUCACACUCUCAUCAAUCACCUCCGGUCGCUGUCUAUGUCCAUCAAACGAAACAACAUCCUCUCCGUGGUUGUCUCGGACGAAGGCUCUCCCAGCCAGCUUGAUACUAGUAUCUGGCUGCGUUACCCUUUCUAUGCGCCCGACGUCUCAGCAGUCUUAUCUGGUGCGGCAACGCGAUCAAUGUUAGUAGAUAACGCGGGCAGGACUCCAAGUUUGGUCCAUAUGAUGCCUUUGGGUGACACAAGUCGAUACUUCAGCUAUGGUAGCAUGUUCGUGCAGGUCUGCGUCAGCUCCAGUGAUGAUGAUGGGCAACAGCAAUAUGCCAUGCCCUGCGCAUUGACCAUCGUCCGCGAACGAGCGGAUUGGUAUGUAUUUGCGGCAAUCACUAGCCAAAGUCAACUUGUCAACAUUUUGAUUCAGUCCGAUCGCAAGCAGGGACCGACUUGGGAGGAUGUGGAUUGGCAAGUCCGGUCCCAUUCUAUGCGAGUCAAGCUUCCUCGAGGAUUCGAGUUGGACGUCAUGUUUAAGGAAGACGAUUUUAAGACACUUUGGAAUAUUGUCAAAUACACGCAGAAGUCGGAGAACAGUCUCCAUCCGGAGGCAGGCGAGACUGUGGUAUUUGAGAAUACUCUCAAGGUUUUCCAAUAUAUGGAUCCGGGCACACCAAAGGCGUUCCCUCCAGACCCCACAGAAAGAUGUCGAGUCCGUUUGUUCGAGCGAUCUGUCACCGUGACAGAAGGCACUGGUACUCGCAAUGCGCAUCGGGGAUUCCGACUAGCUGUCCUGACCAGCCCGAAGGUCAAGACUUUGAGCAGCAUUCGCCAUACUUUAGGCAAUGGCUCACCAAUAGUGUUCGGUCUCUUGCGAGGAGAGGACGGUGCUCCCGCUCUUCUCCUCAAAGUAACCGAGGAUGGCCGUACGAGAUCCAUGUUGAUGACUUUCCACGAGGUGGCUGAGCGUACGAAAAUCCACUCCGUGCUGCUCGGCAUGAUUCCACGGGACGGAGAGAUCAAGUCGCCCGAAUUCGCCAUCCAAUCUUAUUGCAUUGAGCAGCCCGAAGAUCCAUUCACCGGCCAGCCCGCGGUCAAACACCUCCAGUUCCCCGCCGGAAGCGUUUCCGUUAUUGAUCAGGAGCAUGCUUACGUUGAACAUGGUUAUGGUCCGACGAUUCUAUCGGAACAUUUGAGGGCCUUUAUCGCUACUGAAUGGGGCUCUGUCACGGAUCGGAUCAACUUAGGACCUGGUGAAUUGAAAAUUGGCUUGGACGUCCAGAGUAAGACGAGCAUGAGCUUGUUUCGCUCCGCGCAGCAGGAUCUGACCCUUUCGCUUGCGGAUAAUCUCAUUCGCCCUGAACUGCCAGGGCAAUUAACCGGCUUCCUUGAGAAGAUUGCGACGAAGCCUAUGAUCCGCCGGCUAGAAUUCCCCACCAUGCAGGAUCUUCAUGCCUUCGAGGCAGCUGUUACUGGCUUCCAGGUGCUCUAUGAUGGUAUGGCUACAUCAUUCACCAUCUCCCGCCGACGGAGUAUGGUUCCCAUUUACAAGAAAUGGGAAGCUGCGCUUGCACGAGUCCAGAUCGUUCGACAAGAGAAAGUAGUUCAAAUGCUUGCUUUCUUCGGAGACUUCCAGCAUGGUACAUGUAUGAACUUCGUUCUUAAGGGUACUGAUAUCAUGGAGUCCUUUGGCCGGUCCGGCAAGUUCGGCAUUCGUAUGGUAGAUGCCAAGUUCGCACUGCCCAAGAAGGACGAUAAUCCAGCCUCCAACUUUGUGUGCCUUGACAUGCCCGAGUAUCCCAUCGAACAUGACGAUCUCACCGUUACAUUCGAUACAGAGGCUUCACGCGCAAGCUUCAAGGCAGCUCUUCCUGGAUCAGUGCGAGAACCAUCCCGCAUGGGCUCUAUCCGCCGAUAA